This is a messenger RNA of Paramecium sonneborni, 572 nucleotides long. The record is from the annotation of a GenBank genome assembly. Lineage: Eukaryota; Ciliophora; Oligohymenophorea; Peniculida; Parameciidae.
AUGAAGAAGGAUUAAAUUUAUCUAAGCAAAUUCAUCAAUCUUGGCUUUGAUAAAACUGAUUACAUUUGUAUCAAUUAUUUACUUACUUACUAUUUCGGUAAUGUAUGAAUAAAAUAUUAAUUUGAUAGAUAUAGUUUGAGAUAAUUAUGAAGCGAGGAAUAGACUAAAUUAAAUUAAUAUGUAAAAUAAACCUUGAAUUCAUGAAGCUUUAUAUUAUAUAGUUGUUACAAUAUUCACUGUUAAAUAUGGUAAUAUAACGUUCUAGUUUUAAAUUGAAAAAUUUGCCUUUGUAAUAUUAAUUUAGAUAUCAAUUAUUAAGUUAAUGUUGCAUUGUUAAUUCAGUAGAUAUUCAAUACCAAGAGAUUUAUGAAGCAAUUCAAUAUAACUUAAAUAAAAAGACAAAAUUUUUGAAUAUCAGCAGAUCAUGCUUUUAUGGUUAAUUUAAAUUAAUUAUAAAUAAUAAUUUUUGUGAUAUAGAUAAUAAUUUAAAAAAAUCAGAGAAGGUUUUUCCUUAAAAUUACAGAUAUCUUUAAAUAAGAAUUAUUAAAUUUUUAAGUGAUUUAAUUGAAUGA